This is a messenger RNA of Suillus subalutaceus, 1512 nucleotides long. RefSeq lists its product as uncharacterized. The transcript has 7 exons. The coding region runs from base 1 to 1512 and encodes 503 amino acids. The record is from RefSeq and is a predicted model, not a curated record. NCBI's taxonomy places the organism in Eukaryota, Fungi, Basidiomycota, Agaricomycetes, Boletales, Suillaceae.
AUGCCUGGAAUAACGCUUGGUAAAGAACCGGCUAAGCGUUCUAGCACAGCCAACAAUGAUGGAGUCGGCCGGCAUCUAGUAUUGGAGCUCGAAUACCAAUGCCUGCUGUCCACCAAUGUGUCCACCAUUCUGCAAGGCUUCAAGCAAAUGCUCAAAGUCGCCCAAAGGCGAUGGAGUUACCCCCCCAUCCAUCUGCAUCCUGUGGAAGAGGGAAAUCUCAAGGACGUGGGACCAAUCCCACUCAUAUUCAAGCCCCUAGAUCUGCCGGACCUAAGAUUAUCAUCCAUUGGACCAGAGCCUCAGAUAUCCAUCGCACUGAUACACUGGUGCAUCACCUGGUUACACAUCCACCCGAUGCCCAUCCUUAAAAAAUCGUUCAAGGAGCAACUCAACAAGUUCAAUAAGACCGGUGCGGGUGUCACUCCACUUGAUGAAAACGCGGCUGUUAAUCUACAUCAGCAAGUUCUGCUUGAAUUCCGUGGAGUUGAUCACGCCGGUGAUUUCUACGCACUCAUUGGUCCACGUGGGGGGGCUGGUCCUUCCCCUCGCCAAGAUACUGCUGACCCUCGGCUCCUUCCCCCAAACCAUCAGCACCUUCCUCCAAACCGUCAGCUCCUUGACCCAAACCUUCAGCUCCUCGACCCAAACCUUCAGCUCCUCGACCCAAACCGUCAGCUCCCUGGCCCAAACCAUCAGCUCCUUGGCCCAAACCAUCAGCCCCUUCCCUUGGACUCUCAACCCCCCCCCCUAAGUCCCCAUACUGCUAAUAAUCAGCCCAUCACUACAAGCACUCGGCCCAUUCCCCCAAGCACUCUGACCCCCCCUCCCCACCAACCCCCUCCCCCACAUUAUGCCGGCGCUGAGGAGGAUGAUAUCGACGAUCCAGAUGGCGACCUUUAUGACGACCCUCAUGCUGCUGACGAUGACCAUGGCCCUUUCUUUGCUCCCCUCGGCAACGCACUGGAUACGCUGGAAGGAGACUUCAACAUGGACAAUGACGACGAUGGUGGGAUGGAGUUCAACUCCUCCCAGCCUCAUGACUUCAAUCUUGAUAGUCCCCUCAAAGUGGUGGGACACAAGCGCCAGUACACUGCUUCGCCGUCUCCCCCUCCCAUCGAAACAAAUUCAUUUGCUCUCUGGCAGAAACCGCAGACACCUACAUACCACGACGUCACUCUCUGCAAGGCCACAGAGCUCUGUGAGCUCAAAGAAGAAGAGGGCCUCAGUGAAUCGAAGAACGAGCAGCUGCGCCAUCAAGAUGCAGUACCAGUCACACAAGAGAGAGUUCCAGUGGCGCCGCUGAGUCUCGCUCGCAGGACAUCCUCAUCUCGGCCACCUCACACCAACGCUGAGCAGGAGGCGAAGGAUAAGGAGAUCCUUUGCCUCCAAGCUGUAGCUACGCUUCAGGAGAGGGAGGCUGAGACCUGGCAUCUCAAGAUCCAGUAUGAGACCAUGAUGUGUGCUGCUGGUGGGAGUGUUGGUGGUCCCUCGCCCUCGUCAUCAUCAGGCUGA